This is a messenger RNA of Monomorium pharaonis (pharaoh ant), 12208 nucleotides long. RefSeq lists its product as uncharacterized. The transcript is spliced from 2 exons. The record is from RefSeq and is a predicted model, not a curated record. NCBI's taxonomy places the organism in Eukaryota, Metazoa, Arthropoda, Insecta, Hymenoptera, Formicidae. The coding region runs from base 4967 to 5302 and encodes 111 amino acids.
UAUAUUAAUUCUAUAUAAAUAAUUCAUAUUAGUUCUAAAAAUUUUUAAUAAUAAAGAUCACAAAUAGCGAUUAAAAUUUUAUACAUAAAUCUGGUGUCGCACUGACGUCGGUCAGAAGCCUAACCAGUUGAUUAAAUUCUCUCUUUUUCUUUAUGUAAUACAUACAGUUCUACAAUAUAUGUAUAAAAACGAACUGUUGAAAUACGAUUAAAGCUGAGCGACGUCAGUAAAACCGGCCCUUGGAAGAAUUUUUGUCGUCUGCGGUCUAUUCAGCGCGACGACAGUCUGUGGUCCCCCGAUUGUGGUCGAUGUGAAAGCGUUAAGGCUUAACACUCGCUUUCGCCGUCCGCAGUGGACACGUGGAAAUUGCACGGCGAGAGGAAAGUCUGCCCCCAAUGCCAGAGGGAAGCUGUGCCGACGCUUCAUACGCGCGACGGCAAACUAACGACCUCACAUAUCGGAGCUCUCUGCCCUUUCGGGUACGUACACGUUGAGAAUUAAUUAAUUGAAAGAAAGAGAAAGUCCUUGAAGAAAAUAUUAAGCUAAAAAAAAAGCGUUAUUGCAAAAUGUUUCACGUAAUAAUUUAUCACAAAAAAUUAUAUUAAUUUUUUCUAUUUAAUUUGUUAAGUAAUCCAUUCACGUAAUCAAUCGCACGUUUAGUUCAAGAGUAUCGUUAUCUCUGGUAAAUAUAUCCUGUAAUAUUACUGACAGGUAAGAAGAUCGUCCUGCUGCUUUUAUCUUUAAUCAUUUAUCAUACUUCUCUUGAAUACGUUACAUAGACUCCUACAGAACUUUCGCGUUUAUCCGAUAAAACUUUUUGCUUCCUACAUGUAACGUCGUUUCCUCCGCGGCGACCUUCCGUUCCCACCCUUAACGAGAGAUAGCUUUUUACUGACCUCACGAUACGCAUGAUUGACCAAAUAAAAAUUAAAAAACUCGCAGCUUUUUGCUUUCGUACGAUGUCACCGUCCAACCAAUUUUCCGCGAUAUUUUGAGAAUUUCUAGAAUUUAAGUCAAAAUUCGAAAUCUAAGUUUAAUUUAAAUCAAACAUAAAUUUUUCAGUAUUUCAAAACUAAAUAAUAUCAAUCUUUUAAAAACGUUCCCCCUCUGCUUUUGAUUUGCAAUUCGAGCGCAACCGUGCUAUCAGGUUCUUACAGCAGAGCGAUUCGCAACAGAUGUUGGCCAUUUUGCUUUAUUCCGUUAAUGACGAAGCGCGCGAAGAGAGUUCGCAUGAUCUGUCCAUUGUGCGGCCACGUUUACGGCACCUUCGAGUACAAAAAAACGCGAAGCUGACGCCGCCGGUGAGAUUCGAAAGCAGACUCGCAUCGCAUCGCCCGUGCCCGCGAGCUUCCGCGUGCCAGCCACGAGGGAAGUAUCGCUGGAAAAUUAAUAAAGAGCGCUCCGCGAACGUUCGUUAUUAAUAUAUCUAACAAACGUCAUUGUGCUUCUUCCCUAUAAAGCGUUUUCAACAUUAUGCUCGUGUUCAAUACUAAUAUUUCAAUAUCGAUCGUCGCAAUGACGCAAUUAUGUUCAUCGCGAAAGAGAGAGUUUAAUUAACGUGCUACGCUUUAUUAUUCUACAUUUUAAUAAAGUACUUUAUCAAUGCACAUGGCUUUGUUAUCCACGUGAAUAAUUAAGACUCGGUUGAUGUUUCAAAUAAUAAAAUAAACCACCUAGCUGAAAUUAAUACGUUUCAACUAAUGAACGUGUUUCAAAACAAGAAAUUAAUUUACAAGACUUUUCAAUGGUACAAAUCUGUAAGAAUACAAAGACACGUCGAAAGAGCAAAGAUUUGUUUCCGUUACGUUAAUGUAAUAUUUUUCAGAAACAUAAAUACAAUUUUGUGAAUUCACAAUAAAGGCACAAUGUUAAAAUAAUGUUUCCGCGAGAAAAUGACUGUCUGUGGCGGACAUUUAAUUACCCCGGUACUAAAAUAGUAUUAAAUAAAUAUAUCGAACCGUUGAAGAAAGAUAAAAGCUCUCGUAUCUACAAAAUGACAGCGGCGAGGAAAAAAGCAGCGAGUUGGUGCGCGAUUCGCGCGAUACAUUCCUGUUCCAAUAUGCAGUUACGGGCACGAUCGUCAACUCCCGCGCGAUUUCCAUAAUGACUUAUUACGCCCGUAAUUAAACCGCGGAUUUUGUUGUAAUCAGCGGCCGUAGCGGCCGUAGCGGUCUGAAUCGGUUUACCGCAAACAAUGCCGAUUGAGCGCCGCGCGUUUAAAACAGUAAUUAGAAAUACGUUCGUAAAUUCUGUUCAUUAAUGUGCUAUGCCUCCCCCUCUUCCCCCGAGUGUGUGCUCUCGUUGCAGCGAAAUGCGCGUGCACCGGGCUGGUUUAUGUUUAUCGCGCGCGCACGAAUGAAUUUAUGCUUCUAGAAAGCAGGGCGCUUUUGUAAAUCACAAAGGGCGGAAUGCAAGCGGAGCGGACCGUCGCAAAGUGGCACGUUGCUUCCGUGGAUUCCGACGGAUUUCCGACUGAAAGCACCCGAUGGUAAAGCUCGCGCGCCGAAACGACGGACGAACAAUGUCUUCUCCACGGAAGGUCCGCACAAAGCCAAGGGCCUUUAUUAAUUCUGAGUAAAUUAAAAAUUGCAAAGCGAUAUGUACGUAAUUAAAUUAGUAGCGGAGAAUUUUACCCGUUUUGGCUCUUGUCAAUCCUCAGUUGAUUAAAAAUUAUAGAGAUAUAAGAUUAUUAUAACGAAAAUCAAAGCGAAAGUUUAUUACAAGUCUGAAUGUAAAGCCAGCACGCAAGUUGAACACGUAUAUAUUUACAGUUGAAACAUGGAAAUACCACGACGAAUCAAUUCGCUGUCCUGCAUGUGGCGUGAAGGAGGCACCGGUAAUAGUAAAACAGCAGAAAUUCACGAGCUCUCGUCUGACUGCAUUUUGCUUAUUGGGGUUAGUUGUACAAAAUCAUUGUAGUUGAUUAUUUAACAAAAGCAGCGAAACAGUACGCCGCAAUUAUACGUUGAAACAAUACAUUAUUAACAAAAAAUUAUGCUAAUUGCAUGUUACGUUACUCUGAUAUCAAUCGCAAUGCAUGCGCGCGUGUGUAAAAAAUGUGUGUAAAAAAAGGUUUAUAUUUAUUCACUGAGAUCACGAAAGCGCCACGAUAAAUUGAUAAUUUUUAAUAUUAAAAAAAUAAUAUUACUAAAUUAAUUUUAAAUAAAUAGAAAGGACCGCCAGAAAAAAAAGAGGGGUUUUAAUGUUUCACUUGCAUAACCAUUCCAAUAUUUCGCGUAAAAUUCGCGCAGAUAAAGCAAUGCCGUGGUAAAACAAGUUUUCAAUAAUCGCUUAUUAGCGGCGGUAAAAACGAUGCUAAUUAGCGAGGCGCACCUGCGGUGCUCUCUCUCUGAAUAGUCUCUCCCCUAUAAUGUACGGGUUUCACAAAAGACUAACGCGCAACCAUAGCGCGAAACGGUUGAAGAGCGAAUCGCCGCGAGUCGUAAUCAUUAAAUCCCUUUCGUUAAAUUUAAUCCUGGUCGCGGCGGCGUUCGUUUUCAGCGAAUUGAAUUCAUACGCGACGGAAAUCGCAAAAUUACGCGCUCUCAUAAAUCAGGACGAGUGACUGCCGAUAAGCGUGUAAUACCGUAUUUCAAAAUGAAAUAUAUUCACUUCAUUAAAUCUGAUUAGCAAGGUGCAACACCAUUUUAUGUAGCGAUGUAAGCUCCAUCAAGAAAUAAUCUCAUUUACGAUACAUUUACACGAUUCUUUUUCCCGACGUGCAUUUAAAGGUAAUUUCAUAAUUCUUGAACUUUUAUUAAUUAUACAUAAGUCAGUUAAUUAAUAUGGAAGAUACAAAGCGCUUCUGUUACAUCGUGUGCUGAUUAUUGUAAAAGUAUACAGCAAAGUUGCAUACUUAUUCGAGCGCGUUAUUAUUUGCGGUUUAUCGCAACCUUGAUCAGAGCUACUUUUCAUGGGAUGAGAAUUCAGAAAGAUACACGUAAAGAACAAUGUCGAAAUCGUAAUGAGAAUAAAUUGCAAUACAUUACAAGUUUAAAAUCUUCUUCUCUAACAAAAGAAAAAUACUCUCAUUUCUAGCACUAGUUUUAUUACAUUUUUUUUAUUUUACAAUCUAUAUAAUUUAGCAAAAUAUUACAGGCCUUUACUUUUUCUUUCUCAAGCCUUAACGGAAAACUGGGACAAAAGUAGCAUUUUGAUACUCUUUUUGUAGAUGCUGGCCCUUCUGCUUCAUACCGUUGCUAAUGAGACGAGACAAAAGCGUGCGUACAUUGUGUCCGCGUUGUGGCCACGAUUACGGGAUUCGUACACGAGCAGAGAACAAGCUCAUCGCCUGUUCGGACGAAUGCGCGUCUAGCCGCAGGAAAUUAAGCGAUUUCGCAGAUUCACAACCGUGUCGUCUUCGGGUAGAGUGUGGUGGCUCGCGAAUGCAACCGGGACAUCGUCGGGUGAGCGAUAUGGUUGCACAUUACUAAUCACAUUAGCAAAUAGAUUCCAGCAAAUGCUAUUCGCUGGUAGAUAUCGACCGAUUUUGAAAUUACUGAUUUAGAAAUCCCUGAUUUCGAAAUGUCAGUUGGGAAUAUUUUCGAAUAAAAACAAAAUAACUUAAUUAUCAAUUUUGCAAUAGCGUUACUUUUACGACGAUUUAAUUUUAAUAGCAUUUCAUAUAUUUCCUAAACAGAAUAAUUUUAUUAUAAAGGAGAGAUUUGUGAUUCUCUUAAAUUAAGAUAUAAUUAUCACUAUGUCUGUCAUUAACUAUAACCAUCUUUAAAAUCCCAUCAAUCUUUCACUCGAAAGAUCUUUCUCUAAUAUUAAUAUCAAUACUUUAAAAGAAAUUGAUGCAAGACAAUGCGCUUUACGUGCUUCAUUCACUAUAGUCUCACGUGCGUUUUCGUUUCGCGUCAUUACGUCAUCGCGAAGGGAGAUAAAAAAAGAAAUCGAUAUCUAUCCGUCUAUCGGUUGAAAGGCGAUACACAGAUAGCGUGCUAACGUCAACGACGUUUCUCGUAUGACAAAGAAAACACUUUCCAUGGAUGACGAGGCCGCGAGAGCUCUCAGGGUCUCGGAGGAGCGUCUUCGGCGAGGAGAAGGCGGAUCUUGUCGCCGCCGGUCGCAAUCGAAGCUAUCGCGUGGAUACGUCUUUUGUGCGAACCAGGUCACGAAUCGCGGUUUAUCUGCCGAGUGUAGCAGUGAUGAUUGCGUGGACAAUAAGUGGGAGUAUCGGCGUAACCUGGACGAAUUGAAAGCUCCGAAAGCUCAAGGGCGAAACAAAUCCGGGAGCAGCACGGAGACGGCGGUGGUCGAUUUUUAUGCGAGACAGGUUUGCUGUCGAGAGUGCGGCUAGGCGGAACGAAUAAAGAGAUGGUCGAAUGAACGAACGGGACGAACGAACAAAUGUAUUUGCACAUCGCUCGCGAAACGCGAACUGUUACUUCGUUAUUCUGUGCAAAUUCAAUUCUGCGGAAUUCUACGGUGGUAGGGAAGGCGAGUUCCCUGCCGUGGAACUUAAAUGGAAACUCGUGGCACAAACAGUUCCACGCUGCAAGAGACGCGAUUUGCGUUCCUGGCUGACUGACAAUUUCGUGGAGAACUUCGCGAAACGAGACGAGACGAAACAAGACGGAGAGAACGAGACACGACACGUCAUAUUAUUACUUUAUUAAUCACCCUUAGCGGAUUUUCAAGAGUACGCGUCUUUCUUUUUUUUAUUUGUUCUACUUUUAGGCAGCGCUUGCUUUUUUUGUGAGAACAACCGGCGGCAUCUUUUUUUAUUGGAGAUUUAUUUACGCAGUUAUCCAUUUAUUUUUAGAAGAGCUUUCACGUACAAGAUUUUGUGACAUCAAAUAGUGAAAUAAAUCGUCUCUAAAAACCGUGUUAAAACCUUCGCUUCUGUAUGAAAUAACGUUCCGACGAUUAUUUUCAUGUUAAAAUUUUUGAUAUUCUUUCAUCUCAAUUUUUCAUGCUUUUCAAAGUUUUUAUAGUUUCAUUUUCAAUCGUGUAUAAAUCGAAAGGAUUUUUACAUGAUACUGCGCAACAAAUGCUUUUCAAUAAUUCUUUUUCAUCCCACUUUUGUAAUUUUUUAAAAUUUAGAAAUAAUUAUUGAUGCGAUUUUCGUUACAAAAACUGCACAUACAUUCCUGGAAAUUGCAUUGAAGCGAACGAGUUUCGGAUAAACGAGGGUAUUUUCUAACGGGAGAUUUAAUAGGCGUACUCCAAUUUAUUGACGCGUUUAAGGUAUAAAAUAAACGAAUCGCCGCGCCGGGACGUAUGAAUGGCUCUCCACUUUUCUUUCUCUUUCCCUCCUUUUUUGUCAGACAACGACGACAUUCGUUUCAUUUCCUUAUUACCUCAUUAUCUAACGCCGACCGACUUGUCUACCAAGUGCAUCCGGAUAAUAAUUUCUCGGAAUUCUUUGUCGGGUUUAGCUCGUAAAACGGGAAAAACUCGCGCGCGCUGAAUGAAUAACUGCGCGCGCGAACCUCGAUUCCCGCUAAAUGCAACUCUGCCGCCGGCGUAAAUCGCGGCCCGAAAGUGCAAUCGCGCUUGUUGCACCUUAAUUACUAUAAUCGGCCGCUUUAUUAAUCGUAAAUAGGUAAAGUAUCGAAAAUCCUUUCAACUUUAAAUUCGGCUAUUCAUUAGCAAAUUACUGAUUAAAGUAUAAUGUAAUUCACUUUAUCAAGCGCUUUUUGAUAUAUUAAUAUGAUUAAUAUCUCUAUUAUACUAAUAUGGAAGAGCUAUUUUAUAUUAUAAUAUUAUACCUUAAAUUAGUGUAAUUUUUUCCACACAUGAUUUCACUUGUAAUUUUUGUAAUGUAAAAAAUGAGGCGGUAAUGUUAACGUCAACAUUCAUAAAUUUAAAUUUUGGGAUAAAGAUAGAGAUUUUUGAAGUGGCGAUUUAUGUAACAAUUUUACUUUGAUGCUUCAGUAAAACUUUCUCAAUUUAAGCACACAAAUUUUAAACAAAAUUUAAUUAUGCGACAUAUCAGAUUUAUUUAAUCCAACAAGCAAAUUUUCUUUAUCGAAUUUAUUAAUCUGCCACACACAUAAUGUCGCGCCACACAACGUCUGCCCUUGAAAAAGGUAAACCCGAUUGCGUAAUGCGUUUUGAAUUAUUCGGCAAAAGCGAAGCAAAAAGUGCGCCACAGGAGAAUACGGACAACGUAUGCAAAUUACAUGCCCGCGAAAAAAAAAGUCGCAAAAAGUCCCGACGAGUCGCACAGCCGCCGAUUCUGGUGUUUCUAAAUGAGCGGUCGGAUUCGCGCUUAUCUAAACAAUUAGUAUGCACCAUCACAACCGUAUACGUUAUGCUCCGCAGCAUAUCGCACCGUGUAACUAAACGAAUGCGAUUACGCAUUCGCCCGGUUGGAAGUAUAUACGUAAGUAACGUAAGUUGUUAUCGUUCGUUUUAUUUGCGGAAGCAGACAUAUAUAUAUACUUACAAUAAUAUAUAUACUUACAAUUAGCUUAAUGGUUUCCAGUGAAAUUGAGAUUUAAGAUUAAUCACGAUUGAACGCGAAUUACUUUCAUCAAUCAAAGAAAUUGAUUACAUUGUCCUUGAAACAGUUAAUUAAGCAGAAGCAAACUGAAAUCGAUAUCUUUAGAGUUGUUCGGAGUUUGUCCGUCUGAUUGUGAGUGAAUUAACGGCGCUGUAAUUAGCGACGGGCACAUCGCGACGAAGCACGUAAGGGAAAACGCGUGGCUCAGCAAAGUUCUCCAUUCCGUAAAAGACGAGUCACCCCCGUCGGGACCAACCCGCCACCUUCUCGCCCUUUUAUUGUCGCCGAUAGUACGUCCGCGAACGCUGAUUGGCCGGAUGUAGGAAGAAGGACGAAGGGCUCUCUCUCUCUCCUCACGGAAGGAAAGUUUUCCCCGAGCGGAGAGAACGCGGCCGGCCAACCAGCCAGCGACGUGGCGCACGUAACGGGGAUAAAACGAUGAAAGUAAUCUCGGCUCUGAUCUCGUAGACGGUUACCAGAAUCGGCGAUCGAUACGCCGGAGUGCGCCCGUAAAGACAGCUCGAUUCCACUCCAUUCACGUGCUUCUAAUAGAGUUUAGUUCUCUUGUUGUCUUCGCCUCGUUGCAGCUCAUCUUUCGAUGGCGAAACUUAUGGAUCGUAGUCCUCGAAUAUAAUAAAUAUCGAGUAAAAUAAAUAAAAUAAAUAUCGUAUAGCCAGAAAGAAAGCGAAAAAAAGGAGAGAGAAAGUGAGCGAAGGAAAAUGUUUAUCAAAUGCAAAUUUUAGGCAUCAUAACCACAAUAUAAUAACGAGAUUGUAAGGGGGUACGUUGCAUGUUGCAUUAGAUAUGUUGCGUAUAAUAGAGCACAGAGUCAAUUUAAUUUGAUUCACAAAACAACUUAGGAACUUCUUUCAAUUUUUAAAUCCAUAUUCUUUAAAAAAACGUACAUUACGCGUUGUUUCUCUACGAGUAAACGAGAGCUUUAGAAACCGCAAAUACGCAAAAAUGAAAUGCAAAUUAAUAAACGGUGAGUAUACCAUAUACGAAAUACGAAUCUUCUACUAUACUCUUGAACCUCAAUCUACCGUAGGAGUAUACUGGGAAAAGAGAGAGAAAGAGAGAGAGAGAGAGAGAAAUCAUUGAGUGAGUUGCACGAUACCGGUCGCGAAGAUACGCUGGCUGAUCGCGCGGGGAUGAAGAAUACAAUGUGAGAUCGUCAGUUAAACUGGGCCAUGAAAGCGGUACCCGAGUGUUAUAAGAAAAGCCAUAUAAUUAGCAUUGCAAACGUUGCCUCGCUCCCGCUCCCUUCCGGUUUCGUUCCUCUUAGAAUUCGUUUAACGCCGGUCUCUCUACCUCCAUUCCCGGUUUCAAAAAAUCCGACCAUUUAUACUCCGUUCUGCAUCCUAACGAGCAAAUUAAUUAGUUUGCAUAGAACUUUAUUAUAGCCUGACUCGAUCUCAUUUUUGUCUUCGUGAAAAACAUGAAUGUUUAAUUAUUCGAGGAGUGAUAAUAUACGCAUCACAUACAUAAUAAAUACAUAUAAUAUAUAUACUCUAUAAAUUUUAAUCAGUGAAUAUUCACUGAUUCGCAAUGGCUUACUUAUCACUGUGAUAAUCAGUGAAUAUUCACUGUAUUUUAGUAAUUUUCACUUCAGAAAUUAAUGUAUAGUCACUAAAAGAUCUGUGUAUUUAUUUCACUGAUUGAUAAUCAAUAAAUGAUUAUAUGUAUAUCACUGAAAGUCAGUUUAUUUCUACUGAUUUUGUCGAGUUUUCACUGAUUGUGAUUUAGAGAAUAGAUGUAAAAAUUAUUUUAUUAUUAUACUAUAUAUAAAUAUUGUACACGUUUCUUGAUUUAUCUUUUAGUUGGUUUAUCAAGAUUUCCAUUAAAAAAUGUAGAAUCCAUCAAGCAAGGAAUAAAAGAGAAUAUUUAUCUCCAAACUUCAAUUUAUCAAAAUAUUUUUAUUUUUCAUUACUAAUUGGCUAAAAAGUUAUUUGUUAUUGAAUAUAAAAAAGUUAUUGACGUUUCAGUAUUUUUGUUCAACUUCCGUCCUAAAAUUCGAUGAAAAGUCUGUUCUAGACAUAGUUCGCGAAUCAUAUUCGGUAUCGUGUUCCACUCUCUCGCUGCUAUAUUUCCCGUUUCAUUGGAAUAUCAUUCGCAAUAACUGUGUCCCUUUUUUCCAUUCGACAUGCUUGACUAGUCGCGCAACAAGGAACCUUGACCGCCUCUCUGCUUCUCCUCUCGAGAAAUCCCAUGCUGUUAACUCCGUCCUGUAAUCAAUGCACCAUCACCGUCGUUAUGACCACCUACGAUACCGAUAUCCUCUUCCUUCAUUCGGAUUUUACGACCGUUGUCCCUCGCGGCGGCUUUACAUAUUUCCGGGAGUCUUUUCUUUUCUCGGUCUUUCUCCUUGAUGAUCUUUUAGUGUGGAAUUUCAAAGAAUCGAAGUAUCACAGAACAUUGGAAAAAGGUAAGAGAAGAGUUUGAUAGAAACGUUAUUCGACACGGAAAUGCAUAAUCUCUUUGAUUUCCUCAGAGAUUCCGAAUGAUUCUCGAAGAUUUGAACAUUUGCAUUUUCUUUCAACAGUACACGGGACGUAUAACUAUUAACUUUUAUAAUAUAUAUGGCGAUUUGGUAUAAUAAAAUUUUAAAGCAUUUUCUAAGACGAAUUCAUGGUCUAUUUUCAUUUAAAUUCAUUAAAUUGCUUAUAAAUUCUUAUUAUAGUACACUAAAUAUACUUCUGGAUAAGAAAAAUAUUAUUCUACUACUUCUACUUCUUAUUCGAAAAAUGUUACUUUUUCUUAUCAUUACACGUUUUGCGUAUUUUAUUACGUGAAUGGCAUUUUUAAUUAUCAUCAUUAUAUUUCACUGUUUUAUAUUUUAUUUCGGAUUUAUCAUCUUUGAUUUCAUAACUUUUUAAACCUAUAGUAUAUUAAUUAAGGAAAAAAAGUCUCAUGUCCACUAGGAGAUUUAAUUUCUCGAUAAAAUAGGAGAGCACCAAGGAAAAUCAUGAACCUGUUCGGCUUAUAAACGAUCGUCCCCCUUGUGACGAACGAUCGGGCAUCCUUUAAUAUACCAACCACCCGUCCACACCGUCCCACGUAAUUUUGCGAUGGCGACCACUUUCAAACUUGGCCUCCGUUGGGUGUUACAGUUUUAUAAAUGGGGUGUGGGUUAAUUAGCACGAUAAAAUCCACUAGGUCAAGUCGCCACGCGGUCGAACUCUAAAUCUUAGGAAAGAAUAUAAAGAAUUACCAUUUUCUUUAUUAUAUUACGAGGAAUUUUGAUUAUCCAAUUUUUAAGCGCUAAUGCUCGAGUCGAAGACAUUACUUUCGAUGCAAUGCACUCUUAUAGAGACAUCUUGAUUUUUACCGAUAAAAAUUAGAUACUUACUAAUCCUAAAAUUCGUCAAUGUUUAGAUAAAAAAAAAAAGUUUAAUAAUUAAGACAAAGUCUUAACUAUUUUCCAAAUUUACCGAAUUGUUUUACAGUAAUGAUGUGUAUCGAUAUACGAUAAACUGUUAGUCAUUUUUCGUUUCGAACACGUGUCUAAUGCAUUAACGUGUCUAAUUAAUUGCGAUUUACAACAGCGAAUUAAAUUGUGCCUUUAUUUUGCGCGUAGGAAACCAUAAACGAGCCGCAUCGAAGUUCAGGAUCCGUGAUAGCCUUUUGCGCGCGUCUAAUUAAGCCGCGUUUGAGAGCUCAGGGUACAUCAAGUGCAAUUCGCAGAUCAACGUCAGAGAUCGUGCCGAAAGGGAGAGGAGAUUACGUCUAAUUCGGUUCCAAGUGAGUGCAUAUAAUCCGCUUGGCACGUAAUUGAGCUUAGAUUAGGCGCUUGUAGAUUAUGAAUAGAUCGUCAGCAAUUGCGUUGUGAUAAUUAGCACUUUAGGGGAGGAACGCGCGUCGAGAACCGAGCCGAUAAUUCGCUAACCCGCCAUGGUGCAUCGAAUGAACCAGCAAUAGAUCUGCUAAGACGGGAUGAUGCUAAUUUACGAGAGGCUAUUAGUUGACAAACGUUAACGAUGAUUUACAGCAUUGUACAAGUUGUUAUCACAAAUAUCAGAAAGCGCUAUGAGAAUUACAUUAACUGGCUGAACUGUUAAGAAUUUAAUAUUUGAUAUUGGAAAAAGAUCUCCUUUUACGUGUAGAAUAACUCUGAAAGUAAAAUAUAAAGACAUAAGCGUUUCAAAUCAUCCUAAGUAAACUCACGCUUAGAAACAUUAUCCUGACGGCGCAAAAGAGAAUAAGCUCUUCGUUCUUUUGUUCUGGCUUAGACUGCUUGCCGGUAGUCACAGUAAUGAUUCAACUCUAGUUUAAUUAGGAGCGGAACGGACGCCCGGUAUACAGUCUGAACGACACCCUCGCGACGCCGCUUCUCUUUCGUCGUCGUCGUCGUCGUCGUCGUCGUAGUCGUAGUCGACGGCACUUCGAUCGUUUGUCGAGCGCUCGUUAAUUAAUCGCCCGUCGCGUUCGAGAACAAACGAAGCGAGAGCGGCGAGCGCGAGCGGAAGGAUAUAAACGAGGCUACUAAGUUAUUCUAUUGGAGUCACCGCUCUUUCUCGACUCUCCUCCUCUGUUCUUUUAAUGACAUGCGGGAUGCUCGCGAUCCGCGUUGUCGCAGCUGAGACCGCUAUGCUGACGCGUUGACGCGCGGCUUUAAGCGAUCUUACGGCAAUUUAUCAUGUAAAGUGCUCCACUUACACCGCGUUACUUUCUAAUGGCAGUUUCAUUAAUUAUAAUUCGAAAUUAAUUCUCUUUUCUAUAAAGAUAUCGAUAUACACAAUUUUUCGAGUAAUUUAA